UCCACCGAUGACGACACUACUGCCAGUACCUCUAUUCCCAUAACCGAUACUUCUUCUCCAAAUCCGGACACAACUCCGGCAGAAACUACCUUUACAGAGACGACAUCCACCUCGACGAACCCUAAUACAACCGAAACUGCUUCGGUGGUUGUAACUACUUCUCCUACACCUAUACCAGGAGGAACUAUGACCGCAUCUACAGUACCUGCUAAUUCUUCAUCGUCUCCAGCACCAGUAACCACUAGAUCUGCGCCAUCAACUACAACCGAAAGCAGCACGACGACCAAACCCCGAUGCAUACCAAAAAUGUGUGGUAAAAACGAAGUGUUCCUGUGUUGCGGCUUGUGCAGCUACAACACGUGCCGUGGAUGGGUCGGUUGCCUCGACGAUCGGUGUGUGCAAGGAUGCUUCUGCAUGAUAGGCUAUGUUCGUGCUCACCCGAACGGACCUUGCAUUAGGCACCAAAGUUGUCCCAAGCAACAGUUCCCAUCAGUCAUCCGGGAGUAAU
Messenger RNA from Anopheles stephensi (Asian malaria mosquito), 508 nucleotides. RefSeq names its product chymotrypsin-elastase inhibitor ixodidin-like. NCBI's taxonomy places the organism in Eukaryota, Metazoa, Arthropoda, Insecta, Diptera, Culicidae. The transcript is spliced from 2 exons. The record is from RefSeq and is a predicted model, not a curated record. Bases 187 to 507 code for a protein of 106 amino acids.